Nelumbo nucifera (sacred lotus) is the source of this 1251-nucleotide messenger RNA. Its product is annotated as ethylene-responsive transcription factor 2. The record is from RefSeq and is a predicted model, not a curated record. Gene Ontology annotation, biological process: ethylene-activated signaling pathway; regulation of DNA-templated transcription. Lineage: Eukaryota; Viridiplantae; Streptophyta; Magnoliopsida; Proteales; Nelumbonaceae. Gene Ontology annotation, molecular function: DNA-binding transcription factor activity; DNA binding.
CCCUAUAUAUACACCCUCUGCCCAUAACUCCCUCCUAAUUCUACUCCACUGAGAGUCAGAAAAAACCCAAUUCAAAACCCCCCAAAGAUUUUCAGAGAACCCCAGAAAAAAGAUAGAAAGAUAUCAGAGAUGUUUGGAAUCAACGGUGAUGAGUCCAAUUCUGCUAUGCUUGAAUCGAUAAGGAGACAUCUGUUGGAUGAAUCAGAAUUAUCCGCCAAUCUUCAGGUGAAUUGCCCCGCGAGGAAUCCCAGUGAGGGUCCCGUUUAUUGUCGGAGCUCCAGCUUCAGUAGCCUCUUCCCUUGCUUGACGGAGAACUGGGGCGAUCUACCUCUGAAGGAGGAUGAUUCUGAGGACAUGGUGGUUUACGGGAUGCUCCGUGACGCCGUUAGCGUUGGAUGGGUUCCGUCACUCGGGCAGCAGGGGAUGACGGUGACACCACAAACGCAACCGAGCGCGACGUCCACGUUUAGUUUAACGGAGAAGCCCGUUAAAUUGGAACCUCAGGAAUCGUUGCCGGAGCCGCCGAUGGCUACUGCAGCUCCAGCGAUUUCGGCUACAUCGGUGGUGCGGCAGGAGAAAUCGAUACCCGCAUCACCGGCUCCCGCGAAGGGGAAGCACUACAGAGGUGUGAGGCAAAGACCGUGGGGGAAAUUCGCGGCGGAGAUCAGAGAUCCGGCGAAGAACGGAGCCAGAGUCUGGCUGGGGACAUUCGAGACGGCCGAGGACGCAGCGAUGGCUUACGACCGAGCUGCUUACCGGAUGCGCGGCUCGCGAGCUCUACUCAAUUUCCCACUCCGAAUCGGCUCGAAUGACCCAGAGCCAGUUCGAGUGACCGCCAAGCGGGCGUCCCCUGAGCCUUCUUCUUCAUCCUCCUCCUCUCCCUCUCCUUCUUACUCGUCGUCGAGUUUAUCGGAUAAUGGAUCACCCAAACGGAGGAGAAGAGGAGUGGUCCCUUCGGCUCCGGCAGCGGCCGAGACCAGAUUGGAAACGACGAGCCUAUCAGAAGUCUUUCAAGUGGGAACCCCAUUGCUACGUGGCGAGCAGCUAUUAGUCAGCUAGUGUAGAGCUAUAAAAAAAUAUGAAAAAUCUUUCCACAGUGGGAAAACGAGUUUAUCCUUUUCCGCAUUUUUAUUUCAAGCCAAGGGACUCGGCGCUGAGAAGAGAGAGACAGAGAGAUAGACAACUGUGUGAAAUGUGAAUGGAGUGUUUGGAUUUGUGAAUAUAAGUAUAUAAAAAGGAGAUUUGUUAUUA